AUGGAUUAUGCUAACAGCAGUCUUGAUCCUGAGGUUCUUGAGUUCUAUCGUCCAAACAGGUCAAAGCACAUUCGUUGCCAUUCUCAUCAUCACACACAUCAGUUUGUCCAUCCCAGGCGCCCUCACAAUUCCCAGCCCGUUAACCAGACACAACUGUCAAUAACACCAUACAACAAAAAUUCUAAUUAUGCAACUCCUAACAUUCAUCAUGGGAACAUGGCAAAUUUUCAUCACCACCGACCUCAGCUCCAGCCCCAUGUUGCUCAUAAACAGCAUACGGAGCAUUAUCACUAUCAUCUAAAUCAAAAUGCAUACAGGUCUUCUGUGAGUCCUCAAAAUCUCGGGAGUACUUGCGGGGGAAGUGUAAAUGCACUCACAUCAACUAGCGGUGUUAGCAGUAAUUCUGGUAGUUUGUGUACUAGCAGCAGCUCUCAUUCAAGCCACAAAUCUGGCACUAGUCUUCGUGCAGUAGAUCUUAUUCCUUUAUUGAAGAAAAAAAUCGCACUUUUACCUGGUGGUAGGUCGAGAAGAGGCGGACCCUUAUUAUGUUUUCCUUCCAAUUCACGGGCUGAUGAAAUCCCCAUUGAAGACUUGUAUGUCCUCGUCAGGUAUCUCACUUACCUCCCUGACGACAAAGUCAAGAGGUUGGGGUUUGUAGUGAUAAUCGAUAUGCGAAGUGGGACUACUUGGCACAGUGUCAAACCAAUUUUGAAAGUACUAGAAGAAUGUCUUGGUCAAGAUGUAACCUUGACUUUCAUAAUUAAACCUGAUAAGUUCCUUGAGAAACACAAAGCUCAGCUGGCGAGUGGAAAGUUCAGUUUUGAAAUACAAUUAGUGUCUGUGGAGUCUUUGUUUCGUGAAGUUGAUCCUAGCCAGUUAACUUCUGAAAUGGAGGGAAGUCUUCCAUAUCAUCAUGAAGAGUGGAUCAAAAUUCGUUGCUGUCUCGAGGAAUUCUUUUUAUUUGCAAAUGAUAUGUCAGACAAGUUUGGUCAGCUUUAUUGUUUUUUGGAUAGAAAACCCAAUCCAGAAUCUGUUGACGAAGCUAAACGUGCUUUAGAAGAGCACAGAUCAGUACGUCUGAAGAUUGUUCAAGCUCCGGUCCCAGCUCUUGAAGCAGAAGCUGAUCGAUUAACAUCAUGGUUACGUUAUGGUAUAACUGCAUCACAAUCUAGUGCCAAUGCGUCCUCUGUGAAUUCUAGUUCUCAAACAUGUUCUAUUACUACUGCAUCCGGUGGUGGUGCAUCUUUUCUUGCAACAUCAUGGGUAUCUAUGAAUCCUGAUUUCCAGCAGUUAGUUCCUCAGGUUCGGCAUACCGUCUCACAACUUUAUGAAUUUCGUACUCGUCUUCAACAGAAAUGGGAAGCUGGUAGAUCACGAUUAGAACAAAUAUAUCAACUACGGUUAUUUGAUGAAGAUGCUAGAGGAAUGUCUAAUUGGAUAGACCAACAGCGUCAUUUGUUUCUCACAGAGUAUUUAGAUAUUGGUCAAACAGCGUCACAUGCUGCUGAUCUACACGCUGAACACCGACAAUUUCUUUCCAAGUGUAGUAGUGUCCGAGAACAAGUUGCUCGUCUAACAGGAGUUGCUGGGAUGUUAGCUGAUACUGGUCAUUUUGCUAGUCAACAAAUUUUAAAACAGGCUAACCAAUUAGAACAUGAAUGGAAAUCGUUUACUGCAGCAUUAGAAGACCGUUCUCGUGUUUUACAACUAUCAGCCAGUUUUCAUGCAAGAGCUGAAUCAUUCUUAGCUAAUUGUCCACACUGGGAAAGUGCUAUGCGUCAAGUCAAUGGUACAUCUGUCCAUGAAUUAAAUCAAGCUUUGAUCACAUUACAAGAAUAUUGGCAAGAAGCACAAUCUGCUCAUGAAGAAGUUUGUGCUGAUGGUCGAGCACUUGCUAAUCAUUUAAGUUCACCUGUUCCUACCGGAUCGCAUACAUCUUUAACAGCUGCUGUCGACUACUCACAAGGUCGAAAACAUUGUACAGAUCUUGUUCACGAGAUUUGGGCUUGGUUUAAACAAUUAGAACGUGUUUUCGGUGAACGUCGACGUCGUCUUACAUCACGCUUAGCAUUAUUAAUGUUUAAAGAAGAUGUUGGUCAAGUGUUAGCUUGGUUAACCGAACAUGGAGAACCAUUUUUACAGCGCCAAACAUCUGUAGGCAAAUCUAUUCAACGAGCAGAACAGUUAUAUAGUGCACAUAUGCAAUUUGAACAGGUUGCUGCUAAUACAUUAACUAAUGCAGAAAAAUUGAUAUCAGCUGCGGAUGAAUUAGCAGCUCAAGCAGAUGAUCCAGAGGAAAUAUUACAGGAUGCAAGUGAACUACAACAUCGUAUUUCAGCUUUUACACGUGCUGUUGAAGUUCGUAGAGAAACUUUAGAUCUAGGUUGUGGCUUUUAUUCACAUACAAAAGAAGCAUUAGCUUGGCUUCAUAAUGCACGUGAAACACAUAAUCCAGGUGAACACUUACCUGCUUCAAUUGAAGGUAUGGAAGAUGAAUUGACAAGUUUUCAUCGUAAUCGUGCAACUAUGGAAAAGGAUGUAGAUCGUGCUUUAGCAGAAGGUGAAGCUUUAAUAGCUAGACUGAAAGAUUCUGAAGAAAUUGCUCAUUUACGUACUGUUUUAAAUCAAGUCUCGAAUGAACGAACAACUGUUUCUACACUGUUAACAGAACGUCAAGUACGCCUGGAUUUAUGCCUUCAACUUAGAUUAUUUGAAGCGGAUGUUCAUUCAGCGUUAGAUUGCCUACGUCAUAAUAUUCCAUCUUUAUCUAAUUUAAAUCAAUCGACCGAUGUUAAUUCCAUUCAUCAAAAUAACAAUUCUACAACUAAUCGUUAUUUUUGGUUAGCUGAUCCUAGACAAGCACCAGAUAUGGCUGCUAUUGAAGAGGUGUUAAGUUCUUGUCUAUCUGUUUUACCAACAGCUGAAGAAGUUCUAAAUAAAGGUAGUGAACUAGCUAGAGCAUUUGAAUCAGUUGGAGUUAAUUUUCCUGCAGGUGGCCCAGGUUCUAGUGAUUCCGGUAUGGGUGAUAGUGCAGAGACUGCUGUAGAACGAGUUCAUCGUUUAAUGACUGAACUUGCUGAUGUUGUAACAUCAGUUGAUGUAUUGAAUGAACGGUUAAAUGGUGAAUUAGACUGGCGUCGUCUUCAGUUACAAAGUAGACAGGUAUUACAUUGGAUAGGUCAGUGUGAAAGUAUUUUACAUCAGACUGCUGUUAUUCCAUCUAGUUUAACUGAAGCAGAAACUCUUUAUGCUGAUCAUGAAAAAUUUCAACCAGUUUUAAAUGAUGCUCAUCCUCAAGCGGUUCAAUGUGCUGCACGUGCAAGUUAUUUUUUACAACAGACAACAUUGAAUAAUACAUCAACAGGAAAUACAAAUUCAUCAAAUAAUGAACAUCCAAGACGAAAAGAUUAUCAAUCUGUUGCUGAAACAGUAGCAAAUCGAUGGCAAAAAUUAGUUUAUGCUGCUGAAGAACGUCAUAAAUUAUUGAUUUCUGCAACUAAUUGGUAUCGAACAUCGGAUCAAGUGACUUCAGUUUUAUGGUCUCUAGAAAAAGAAUAUCGUCGUGAAGAGGAUUGGUGCCAAAAUGAAAAAGCUAUAAAUAGUGGUGAUCCUACAAGUUAUUUAGCUCAAUUAUCAUCAAAACAUGCUGAACAAAAAGAAGCAUUCUUAAAAGCUUGUAUGUUAGCUAGGCGUACAUCUGAUUUGUUUAGUAAAUAUUUACAUCGUCAACCAACUAGUACUACAGGACGUAUAGAAGUUGAAGAGAAAAUUCGAUUAGCUAUGACAGAAUUAAUGGCUAAAGAAAAAGCUGUUCUAGAAGCAUGGGCUGUUCGACGUAGACGUUUAGAUGAUUGUACUUAUUUUAUGAAUUUAAAGCGUCAGAUUGAAGAUCUUCUCGAACGUGUACAUAAUGUUCAAGAGUCCGUUAUUAGUAAAUCAAGCGGAUUUUCUAAUUCAAUGUGUCUUUCAAAUAUUAAUCCUUCACUUAUGCAAGAAGUUUAUAGAGCAUGUGCAAGUUUAGAAUCUAUGAUCGCUUCUUCCUCUCCUUUGUCUCCUGGUCAUGCGACUCAAAUGGAAUCACUUUUACAACGUCUUCGUUUAUGUGAUACACAGUCGAAUACUUCUUCAACUGUAAGUGGUAAAGGAUUUAAGGAUUCCCAAAAAUCGGAUCAUCAAUCUUCUGAGUUGAAAAAGAGUAUCACUACUCCGUCUUCCAAAGUUGAUGUACAACCUGGAUUUAAAUCACUUGAAGUGGAACCUGAUAGAACAUCUGUAUCAAGUACAAGUAGUUCUGGUACUGGUGGUAGUACAGGUACAAGUAUGACAAAUGAAUCUUAUUUAGUAUCAUCUGCAGCUGCAGCUUCUGGAACAACACAAGAACAGCGUAGAUUAGCACGUCGACGUGAAAAUCUUCUACGUGAAUUAAUUCAAACUGAACGUCUUUAUAUACAAUCAUUAGAACAAUGUAUAGAUACUUAUCGUAAAGGUUUAGUAUCUCCACCUAAAAUGUUAACUGCUCAAGUUCCAUCUGGGCUUAUUGGUCAAGUGGAUACUGUAUUUGGUAAUAUACCUCUUAUAUAUGAAUUUCAUAAACAAACAUUUGAACCAGAACUAGCUAAAUACACUGAAAGUGGAGAUUUCUUACCAGAAGAUGUUGGACAUUGUUUUGUUGUGCAUAGUGAUCGAUUAGCUGAAUUAUAUGUAGAAUAUUGUGUAAAUAAUACUGAAUCUACUAGGUUAAUUAUUGAGCAUGGACAAAGUUAUUUUCAAUCUUUACAAUUAUAUUUCAAUCUUGUUGAACCUUUACAAUCAUAUCUUAUUAAACCGGUUCAACGUGUUACUAAAUAUCAGUUGUUAUUACGUGAAUUACGCGAUUGUUGUGAUCCAGCUGGAAUUGGUGAAAUUAGUGAAGGUCUAGAAGCUAUGCUUAAUGUACCGAAACGUGCUAAUGAUGCAUUGCAUUUAAGUAUGCUACAGAAUCUUCCAGAAGAUGUUCCUCUCUCAUCUUUAGGUGAUGUAAUUUUACAAGAUCAGUUCACUAUUUGGGAACCGAAACAAUUGAUUAAGAAAAGUCGUGAACGACGAGUAUUUCUUUUUGAUCAUUGUUUAAUAUUGGCCAAAGAAGCGACUAAUCAACCAGGUGAACAUAAAUCCAAGUAUAUUUAUAAAUCACGGCUAUUAUUAGCUGAUUGUAAUAUUACUGAACAUAUCGAAGGCGAUCAAUGUAAAUUUGCUCUAUGGACUGGUCGUAUUCCACCGAUUCAUGAAUAUCGUAUGGUAUUAAAAGCUGGUACACUUGAAUUGAAACAAAAUUGGGUUCGUGCUUUACGUGAAGUGAUGCGUGAACGUGUAUUCAGUGUACAAAGUUUAUAUCAACAUCAAAAUCCAAAUGCGAAUUCAACAAAUUUAUUUGAUGAUUCUACUGAAACUUUGGAUACUUUCUAUAUCCUUGAAAAUUAUCAGGCUGAAAAGGAUAAUGAAAUUUCUGUAUCAGCACACCAAAUUGUUCAAUUAUUGCACCGAUGCGAUGAACCAAUUCUACCUUCUACUGAAAAUAACGAUAACGAGAGUAGUAAUAGUAGUAUUGUAAAAUAUGAUCCAAACGGUACUGGGGAUUGGGCUUUCAUUCGUAUCAUUGUGCGUAAUACAACUACAUCAACUAAUUCACCAACUAGAGAAGGUUUUAUUCCAUCACGUCUUAUUGGAGCACCUUGUAGUCGUAAAUCUUCUACAUCAAGUUCACGACAGUCAUCAAGUGUGCGGCGUGGAAGUACAUCUGUUCGAAAAUGGUUACCUUCCGGAGUCGGUACUGGUCGUCGUAGUACAGGUGCUUCAGCUAACAAUGCUGGUGUAACUCCUGGUAAACGUGGAUCGAAAGUGGAUAUUAGUCAAUCUCAGGUACUUAACGCACCUUAUCCUGUUACCACAUCAAACGCAAAUGAUCAAACUAAUAAUGAACAACAACCAAAACCACUUGAAAUAGGUGGUUUACUACUGGACAAUGUAUCUGAAGAAAGUGUCGAUGUAGAGUUACCACCACCGAUGAAUGAAAUACAACCUCCACUUCGACCUAAUGUACCUGAAUUAUUAGAUACAAAAACGAUGAAGGAGGUUGAGAAUAGUGGGACUGAUUGUGCCGGCGAUAAUUUCCUGUUGGAUGAUGUUGCUAUAACUAGUAAUAAUUGUCGAUCAGAUCUGGCGCAAAUCAGUAACAACAGUAUUAGUAACAAUUCUGAAAAUGAAGUUCAACACGAAAAACUUAUUAAAACUGUGCAUCGUUUGGCGACUACAGUUGCUGAAGUAGCUGGUGACGGUCAAACACAAUUAGGUGAUGUUCCACAAUUAAUUGGUUUACCUGGUGGUGCAAAUUUAUCUGGUAUAGGGAAUUUACGUUUACAUGGUGGACUUAAUGUUGCUACUAAACUUGUUGCCGGUUCAUCAAAGUCAUCUAUACCAAUGAUUCAUUCCACUGCUGGUUCACCAGAUUUAUCAACUAAUAGUACUAGUAGUGCUACUAGUAGUUCACAUUUUCUCGGUCAAGAUGAAGAACUUUUAUUGGAUAUACUUGAAGAGGGCGUGGAAUUACACUUUGUCACUAGGCAUCUAUUCUUAUAUGAUCAUGCUUUGAUUAUCGCCGAUGCAGCUAUGGAAUUAACCACCACCACCACCACCAGUACACUACCUGAAAAUAGUAGUAGCUUGAAUGGAAACAAAUCACUGAAUGAUAAUAAUGAACAAUAUAAACCGAAAUUACAGUGUCGAUUUCGACAUGCAUUACCUAUUAGUCAGAUAUCAGUUUUGGAGGACGUUGGAGUCGGUGGUUCACGUCCUACUGGUGAUCAAUUGUUAUGGUUUUGUUUAUCCGAACGAACACGUUAUUUAGGUUCACCAUUUGAAUCGUCAAUUGCUGCUGCAUCACCGCCUCAAUCACAUUUAUGUUAUAUUAUAGCGCCAAAAUCUCCAGAUUCUCGUAUUCGUUGGUUAAGUGAACUAACAUCAAUGAUAUUAGAAGCUAGACGUUUAUCUCAAGCAUAUCUUAUGAAUAAUGCAUCUUUUGGUUCUGGUGACCCUAAUGGAGGUUGUUCUACAACAACAACAGGUCAAAUUAAAUUACCUGGAGCAACACUUUAUCCUAGUGGUGUGUUAUUUGACACAGGUUCUCUAGAACUGCCUAAAUCAGGUCGAUAUAAAAUUGUUAAUCAAGAUUCACUCAAGAAUUCAACACGUUAUCAUCCUACUAUAUCAGUAGAUCAAUUAUCUUCUGGUAUUAGCAAUUUAACAAUGAAUCAAUCAAUGCUACCUACAUGUUCCACAUCAUCGUUACAACAACCAGGUCCAUUGUUACAAUCAACAAAUUCACAUAUUGUAUGAUGUAAUUGUUUUUUUCAAAAGUCAUAAGUCUUCCGUUUUCUUCUGUCUGUCUGCAUAUAUAUUUAUAUCUCCCAACCUCGCACUCCUCUCUAUAUCCUGUGUCUCAUUUCUUAUUCAUUUAUGUAUGUUUUUUUGUCUUAUUCAAAUGCUAUGAAUUACCGUCGAUAGUGAUAAAUGAUUUAUGCCAGUGAACAACUAUCUAUACAUUUCAAUUCAUAUAUUCAGACGAUGAGAGAGACAGAGUUAAUCAUGAAACGUAUGACAUUUAUCCUUCUUGAUGUUAGUUUUCUUUCUCACGAAAAUUUCCUAUAAAACCCUACUAUAUCACUAAUAAUCGUAAUACUACUACUACUACUACUACUAC
Molecule: messenger RNA, 7735 nt
Organism: Schistosoma spindalis
Lineage: Eukaryota; Metazoa; Platyhelminthes; Trematoda; Strigeidida; Schistosomatidae
Source: the annotation of a GenBank genome assembly